UUCCGACUGUUGGGUGAGUUGCCGCUUCGCUUGGGAUGCGGUUACAGGAAUGGCUCAGUGAUGCACCUGUCAAAACAGCCAGACGUCCCGGGAUCUCCACUCCACGUGCGCCGUGCGUUUGUGCCUCGUUCCGUGAGCGUUACCGCCAGCCCAGCGUUAUCGCCACCGCAGCGUUACCGCCACCGCAGCGUUACCACCAGCCGCCGAGGAUCACCGUUCCUCGGUUACCAUGGAGCGUAACCCACGGACUGCUCCACUUAAACCCCCACUCCCAAGUCCUAGAUGGAAAUUUUGGAAACGGAGACGCUAUCUGGUUGCAUUUUUAGCUUUUCUCGGAUUCUUUAACAUCUACGCCCUACGAGUGAAUCUGAGCGUCGCUAUUGUGGCCAUGACGUCACAACACACUUCGAAAGUAGAGUCACAGAAUGGAACCACUCUACAACGGUUCGUGAUGCGAGAAUUUGACUGGGAUUCGAAGCUGCAAGGAAUGAUUCUGAGUUCAUUUUUCUACGGUUACUUCUGCACUCAGUUGUUCGGCGGAUGGCUAGCCGCUCGAAUUGGAGGCGCGCGUGUUUACGGAGUCGGAGUGGCUAUCACAGCCCUUCUCACCCUCAUCACACCACCUUUUACUAGGCUCAGUGUCAAUUUCCUCAUUGCCUUGAGGAUUAUCGAAGGAUUUUUCGAGGGGGUGACGUACCCAAGUAUGCACGCAGUCUGGUCACAAUGGGCACCACCAAUGGAGAGAACCCAUAUGGCAUCCAUCGCGUUUUCCGGGAGCUACGUUGGAACGGUCAUUGCGUAUCCUGCUUGCGGUCUUUUAGCCGAUCAAUUCGGAUGGGCAUCCAAUUUCUAUGUCCCAGCCGUAGUUGCCUUGCUCUGGGUUCUAAUUUGGUUCGCGGUUGUCAAAGACCGACCGAAAGACGAUCCUUACAUAUCAAAUGAGGAGCUGAGGUAUAUUCAAGACACUCUAGGCAACAUUUCAGAUGAAAAGGUAUCAAUACCGUGGAAAUCCCUAUUCACCUCUAUGCCCGUGUGGGCGAUUGUUUGUGCCCAUUUCUGUGAAAACUGGGGCUUUUACACGUUGUUGACACAGCUGCCAAAAUUCAUGCAAGAUACUUUGAACUACAAUCUGUCCAGAUCUGGGUUCAUAUCUGCUCUGCCGUACCUGGUCAUGUCCAUCGUGAUUCAAGUAUCCGGUGCCGUGGCCGACUGGUUACGAUCCACUCAUCUAACCACCACUCAAACUCGAAAACUAUACACUGCCACAGGUUUCAUCAGCCAAACCAUUUUCAUGUUCGCUGCAUCCCAUCUGACCCAUCCUGCUGCCGUCAUAUUAUGUCUCGUCCUGGGUUGCGGGCUGGGCGCUCUUGCUUUGACUUGUUACAGUGUAAACCACUUAGACAUUGCCCCUCAACAUGCUAGUUUAUUGAUGGGACUUUCAAACACUGUUGCCACAUUGCCAGGAAUAAUGAGUCCAAUAGUAGCAGGAUAUAUAGUUCAAAACAAGAAACCAUCCGAGUGGCAAAAUGUGUUCUUGAUCGCUAGUUUUAUCUACCUGUUCGGAGCUGUAUUCUACGUGAUCUUUGCCGACGGAGAGAUUCAACAUUGGGCGAUGGAAAAGUCAAAGGACUCCUGGAGACAACAAGCUGCUUUGUCUGAAGCUGAAGAGUCCACACGACUAAAUCCUCCUGCUACAACCCCAGAGGAAGAAACAGAGUGCGCUCAGCGCAACGAAGAAUGACUUGGAAAUUAUUUUGUAAAAACAGCAGACUUCUUGCUUAUUAAUUUGUUAAUCCUUUCAUAUGACAUAAAGUCCAUUCUGUAUGGUUGAUAAUGUACAGCACUGAAAAAAAAAAGGAUUGGUAGAAUUUACCAUUCCUUCACGCUGUAUUUCACGCACCGUCAAUUGGACCGAGUUCAUCAGAAAAGAACCAACCCACAUAAUGUUUAAACUGAGAAAAAGAGGUUUGAAGUUGAAUUCCUGCAUGAGGCUGAAUGUAAAAAAGGAACUUCAACCCCUCUUUUCUUAAACUAAUUUCUGUUUUUCAACUUUCAAUUUUUGACAGGAGAAAAUAUACGGCUAGUGGAACUCGAAAAC
Bemisia tabaci is the source of this 2098-nucleotide messenger RNA. Its product is annotated as vesicular glutamate transporter 2. Gene Ontology annotation, molecular function: transmembrane transporter activity. NCBI's taxonomy places the organism in Eukaryota, Metazoa, Arthropoda, Insecta, Hemiptera, Aleyrodidae. The record is from RefSeq and is a predicted model, not a curated record. Gene Ontology annotation, cellular component: membrane. Gene Ontology annotation, biological process: monoatomic anion transport; transmembrane transport.